AUGGACCCAGCUAGGCUGCCCCCCAACGACACCUCCGCCCCUCCUCCUCCAUCAUUCAUAGUCGACGACAUUGACGAACCGGCUUCCAACACGUCGCCGUUCGAUGACGAACCCUUUGGCCAGUCAUCCUCUUCGCAAGGAAGCUUUCUAGCUCCGUCGUCAGCCAUGUCAACCGACGAGGACAACCCGAGCGGCGGCGAAGGCGAUGGCGCUGCUGCUGUCCCGAGCCCCUUCAACUUCCAGACCCAAGUCAUUUCGACGGCGCCCGUCAAGUCGAACAUCGGACAGCGACGCGGCCAUCGAUACAAGCACAGCAGCAUCUCGACGCAGCAUCAGAUCUUUCAGGAGCCUCCACCGCGGCCUCCUCCCGUACUCCCCGCCUCUUUGCCGAUCCCCACGCUACGUGAGGCCUGGAAGAGCAUGCAAAAGGACCAGCGCACGCGGCUGUACUGGGUUCUGUGCCACGUAGCCGUAGCCAUGUACACCUUCUUUAAGUCCGAGGGGUCGCUGGCGACGACUGCGCUGUCGCAUCUUGUCUUCUUCGACGCCGGGAGCGCAGCAGUGUGCGUGGCUGUCGACGUCCUGGGCAAUUUUGAGGUGUGGCGCCGGAGCAGCAUCCGCCACCCCUUCGGCCUCGAGAGGGCCGAGGUCCUCGCCGGCUUCGCUAUGUCCGUCCUCCUCCUGUUCGGCGGCUUUGACCUCGUGUCGCACAACCUGAAGCACUUCCUAGCAUCUGUGGGCACCGAGAGCGGCCACGACCACGCCCACGAGCAUGAGGGUCACCACUCCUCCAUUAAUCUCGUCUCUCUCGCCGCUGUCGCGAGCAGCCUCGUCUCGGCCUAUGGGCUCAAGAACCACGCCCGCAUCGCCAAGCUCAUGCGUGUCUCGUACCUUGCCUCCCUGCCCAGCAUCCUCUCCAACCCUUUCCACUUUCUCACCCUUUUCUUCUCCGCCGUCAUCGCCCUCCUCCCGCUCCUGUCUAUCUCUCUGUACGCUUGGCUCGAUCGCCUCAUCUGCGCUACCAUCUCGGCUGCCAUGUUCGCCCUGGGAAUGCGCCUAGUUGUAGCUCAGGGUCUCAUGCUGCUCAUGUCCUAUGGAGGUCACGGCGGCGACCUAGGCGUCUCCUCUGUCCUGCGCGACAUCGAGUCCGACCCGGCCGUCCUGCGCGUCCACGACGCCCAGUUUUGGCAGGUUCACUACGGUCUGUCUAUGGCUAACCUCAAGCUCGCCGUGUCCAAGGGCAGCGACGACUCGUCCAUCGGAAAGUUGCGCUCCCGCAUUUCCUCUCUUAUUCAGAACCGUCUGGCUGAAGGAUAUGGCAACGGCGGCACCAUGCGCUGGGAGGUGACACUGCAAACCAGCCCGGAUCCUGUGGCAUGA
This is a messenger RNA of Geosmithia morbida, 1380 nucleotides long. Its product is annotated as Divalent metal cation (Fe/Co/Zn/Cd) transporter. Gene Ontology annotation, biological process: zinc ion transport; intracellular zinc ion homeostasis; transmembrane transport. NCBI's taxonomy places the organism in Eukaryota, Fungi, Ascomycota, Sordariomycetes, Hypocreales, Bionectriaceae. The coding region runs from base 1 to 1380 and encodes 459 amino acids. The transcript has 2 exons. Gene Ontology annotation, cellular component: membrane; Golgi apparatus. Gene Ontology annotation, molecular function: zinc ion transmembrane transporter activity. The record is from RefSeq and is a predicted model, not a curated record.